AUGUGGUCCUCACCUUUGCUACUGUCCCUUACAAGCGUCUUCGGCUUACUAGGCUUGGCGCUUAUUACAUUAGCGUUAGCUACAGACUCAUGGACCGAUUACCAGGUGAACCGGCGAGAAAUAAUCAAUGCCAUGAAUCGAAAUACGGAAUUAAAUACUCGAUUAAAAGACAACGUUGUGAGGAACCCUUUGUAUUUUUCUCGCAGUUACGGUCUUUUCUUAGUAUGCUUUUCAGACGCUGUACCUUCAGAUAUUGGAAGUUUCUCCAAGUUUGGUUCACCGUGCAUUUGGAAUGACGACUACCACCCAUCAGAUGCUGUAUAUGAAAAAUACGACAGCUUACAAAUAUACCGUUAUUACGCCAUGUGGGGUGCUGCAAUAUUAUAUUUGUUGGGAUUAGUGGUGUUCGUUAUUUGUUCUAUUUUCGGUAUGGUUGGCUGCUGGCGGAGAAGCACAAAAAUCGUUCUAACGACAGCAUUACUUAUGCUUUUCUCAGUGAUGUUCCUUGCUGGUUCAAUGGCAUGCUGGCAUUUGGUUAAUUAUUUGGAAAGGCAUGUACUCGAAGUACCUCCUUUCUAUAAGUCAUGGGAACCGAUUCUGAAGCAAGGAACACGAUUUAGCUAUGGUUGGUCAUAUGUGGUAUCUUGGGUUGGUACUGCAUUCAUAUUACUUGCUUCUACAUUCAUGCUAUUAUCUUACAAAAAAAUCAAGGAGGAAGAAGAACGAGCUUUUGAAGCGAAGCAUGGUGCUUAUAUGAUGCCAAACUAUUAUGAUAAAUCUUCGGCGGUAGUACCAUACGGUUAUGGUACAUACAGUGGAUAUCCAGCGGCAUAUCCCGCUGCUUACUAUGGUCAAUAUCCUGUGAAUACGGGGUACUAUGGAUACAUGACAUAUGGCCGUUAA
Messenger RNA from Thelazia callipaeda (thelaziosis nematode), 903 nucleotides. Lineage: Eukaryota; Metazoa; Nematoda; Chromadorea; Rhabditida; Thelaziidae. The record is from the annotation of a GenBank genome assembly.